AUGAGCAUUUCCUCGGAGCACAAGCCCCUGGGGAAGCGGGUCACCAGCAGCAUGCAUAUGUUGUCACCAAUAGUGGAGUUAAAUGUUGGUGGGGAGAUGUACACCACAACACUGAGUACCUUGAAGAAACACCCUGGCUCCAAGCUCGCAGAGAUGUUCACUGGCCAGCCCAAACUGAGGACUGACUCAGAAGGGAGGUUCUUCAUUGACAGGCCGGGGACCUAUUUCAAAUACAUCUUGGAGUAUCUGCGUAGUAACCAAGUGCCCACAGAGUGCAUCCAGGACGUGUACAGGGAGGCGUUGUUCUACGACAUUGAACCUCUAAUCAAGCAGCUGGAAGAUUCCCCUCAGAUCUUUGGGGAACUAGUGGCGAGGAAGCAAUUUCUGGCCCGUGUGCCCAAUUACAGUGAGAACAUCGAACUGAUGAUCCGCAUCGCAAGGGCGGAAGCAGUCGCAUCCCGCCAGUCCAGCGUCAUUGUGUGCGUUGUCAGAACAGAGGAGGAUGCUGCCAGAUGCCAGGACGCCUUGAACAGCUUGGACAUGGAUAAAAAAUCUGUGGUGAAAUUUGGCCCCUGGAAGGCAACACCAAGUAUUUCUGAUCUGCUCGACUGCAUUCAAAUGGAUGUCGAAGCCAAAGGGUACAAAAUAUCCUUUCAGCCCCAUGUGGCAGAAAAAGGGUUUCGUAUCAAAUCCUAUGACUUCUUCUACAAAUUCCUGUUCACCUGGUGGUAG
Messenger RNA from Rhea pennata, 732 nucleotides. RefSeq names its product potassium channel tetramerization domain containing 14 (gene KCTD14). NCBI's taxonomy places the organism in Eukaryota, Metazoa, Chordata, Aves, Rheiformes, Rheidae. Gene Ontology annotation, molecular function: protein binding. The record is from RefSeq and is a predicted model, not a curated record. Bases 1 to 732 code for a protein of 243 amino acids. Gene Ontology annotation, biological process: protein homooligomerization. The transcript has 2 exons.